Cetraspora pellucida is the source of this 819-nucleotide messenger RNA. The record is from the annotation of a GenBank genome assembly. Lineage: Eukaryota; Fungi; Glomeromycota; Glomeromycetes; Diversisporales; Gigasporaceae.
AUGAUCAUGGUAGAGAUUAAUAUGAUAGAUCUUAACGAUAUUGAUUGGAUUAAUCUAUCACUUUACACAACUACUGCCGUAAUACUUCUUGAUGGAGAAGGAAACAGGAUUCUUGCAAAAUAUUACGGAAAUAGAAAUCUGUAUCCCACUUCAAAAGAACAGAAAGUCUUUGAAAAAGGAUUAUUCGAUAAAACUAGAAGAGCAAAUGGCGAAAUUAUUCUCUAUGAUAAUCAUGUAGUUCUUUAUCGUAGCAAUAUUGACGUCUUUUUCUAUGUUGUUGGAUCUGCAGAAGAGAAUGAACUCCUAUUAAGUAGUAUCUUGAAUGCGUUUUACGAUGCAGUUUCUAGUUUAUUAAGACAUCAAGUUGAGAAAAGAACAAUCGCUGAUAACCUAGACCUUGUAGCUCUUGCAUUGGAUGAGACAAUAGAUGACGGCAUCGCUUUGGAAACCGAUUCAAAUGUCAUUGUAUCUCGCGUAACUCGUCCCCGCACCGAUACUACUGAUAUUCCUAUCACAGAGCAAACUUUCAUUCAAGCAUAUCAUACAGCAAGAGAACGAGUUACCGAGCGAUUGUUACAAACAGGAAUCGAUCUACCAGCUGUUGGACCUUUAUUACCUUCUUCAGGACGAGAUAUUGGAGGGUUAGGGGUGUACAUAACAGAUGGUGGUGGAUUAAAGGGGAUUAAAUAUGGACUUUACACCUCUUCAAAGAAUACUUUUACACCUAUUCCAGUAUUCAAAGAUUACGAACGAGAGAUGCAUCGCUACCUCUUGAUCGACCAAUCAGGGUCCAAGAUCUGGUAUUGGAGGACUCUGUAA